AGAUUUAAAAUGGGGAAAGUCUAGUUAUGUAGUAAGUGCUAAAUGAUCAGAGAUAAUGUAAUAACAAACUAUAGUAUCUUGAUGGUGAUUAUACCGACCCACCACCUACCCCGUUUUUCAAUCAAUAUUAGAAUUAUUUCCUACUUACUAAGUAAACAACGUUAUAGGCGAUUAACCUAAAUUACAGCGAAACCAAUCAAAAAUCAAUUAUCAAGUUAUAACCGGAAAUCCAAAUUAGACUGUAGUUGCAAGAAUUUUUGCGAACAGUCCGCCGGUUAUUUUUACAUGGAUUCAAUGGGAUUAUUAUUGCAAAUAAUAUUCCAAAAAUACUUGAGUCAAAGUUACUGUAUAAACAUAGUUUCAGAACUGAAUAUUUACUUUCCAAGUAAUACAACCAGUGUAAGGUUUGGAAACAUAGAUUCAGAUAAUAUUUUAGCCACUUUGGAUAUGGGAUGUUCGGACUUUGUAAUACAAGUGGACGAACCAAUCCAGUUCGUAAGAGUCCUAGAAAAAGUGCUAUUUCUAAGCAACACAAGACGUAGCGACAGAAAGUAUAUUUUUGUACCAAGACGUUUGGACGAUGCUGAUAAACUAUUAGCUGUACUACAAACUGAAAUUUUCGCUCACAUACCAAACGUUAUACUAAUAGUACAAACAAACGAAAAAGCGGAAGCAAACGAAGAUUGUGAGAAAUACGACAUAGUAACACAUAAAUUCGUGGGUCCUAAUGAAGAAGGGGUAAAAACACCAAUCGUUUUAGACCAUUGGGAUUCUUGCAGCAAAGAUUUUGAAAUAAAUGCAAAUCUCUUUCCACAUGACAUGGCGAACAUGGGAGGGAGGAUAACUAAAGUAGCUUGCUUUAAUUAUAACCCUUUUGUUAUACUUAAUCUCGAUGAGCAGGUCGCUCGGAAUAGAAGGGAUGGUUUAGACAUGAGGAUUGUCGAAGAUUUUUGCAGUUGGAUAAACUGCACGUUAGAAGUGGUGGAUGCCGGAAAAUUUGGCAUUGUUCACCCAAACGCGACAGGCACAGGGGUCAUAGGUGCUGUUGCCAUGGGGAAAGCAGAUUUUGGCAUAAGCUGCUAUCUCGCUGGGAGCUACCGAUUCUAGCGUUCAGCAUCCCUCUUUGGCUGGUGACAUUCUUCUCUAUGUUCUACUCUUGGCUAGCUCUGGUCUUGGCACAAAAUGGCUCCACCAAAAACGCAUGGCUCAAUAUAU
Molecule: messenger RNA, 1215 nt
Organism: Plutella xylostella (diamondback moth)
Lineage: Eukaryota; Metazoa; Arthropoda; Insecta; Lepidoptera; Plutellidae
Source: RefSeq, a predicted model, not a curated record